CAUGUAUAAAGUCCUCAAACUGGACUCACUGUCAUCCGUUUGCCAUUAUUUGUUACUGUAGCCCCAGCCUGCAGUACGUGUCCCAGUAUCAGCCAUGGCCAUGCUGAGAGUGUCGUCCUACCGCCGGCAGUUUGAGGAGCAGUGGAGUCGGAAUGGACGGUCCGGCGGAGGCUGUGGAGGGCAGUACCGCUCCUCAGCGGUCAAGGCCAGGGGUGCGGCUGCUGAGGAGUGUGCGUGUGUCCAGCUGGACUUUGUGGCUGCCAAGAUGCUCAAUAAGGAGAGUCUGGUCCGAUUCGCUAAAGACCGCAGCAUCAUUGCCGCCCUAAAUGAUCGCUUUGUCGCCCUCAUCAACAUGGCACGCUGCUUUGAGGAGGACAAUGAGUCUCUGGAGGCCCAGAUCUGUGAGCUGGAGGAGAGGUUGACCGGCCAACAGACCACCUCCACAACCGUAGCUGUCCCUGAAUACAGCCUGGACGCCGUGAUGGAGAGACUGCGCAAGGAGAGGGACCAGAGCCUGUUUGAUGUGGAGGAGCUGAGGAGAGAGCUGGAGUGUCUGCAGGAGCAGUAUGAGGAGACCGUUCAGCAGAGGACCCUCGUCCAACUGGAACAGGAAGACGUUGGCCUGGAAGUGGAUGUAGUGACCACAGACUGUCUGGCCCUGAGGGAGCAGGUGAACAUCUAUGAGGAACAACUGGCUCACAUGGAGGCACAGCAUGAGACGACGGUUCAGAACAUGGUGGCCCCUGUAGAGGGUCCAGCUGCAGCAGGGAGAGGAGUCCUGGAGUUCUGCAACCCUGACAUCAAGUCAGCCCUCAUAGAUAUCAAGGAGAACUACAGCCAGCUGGCUGAGACCAUCCAGUGUGAGUGCAGGGAAACUGGUGCGGUUGUUGCUGGUGCUGUUGUCGCCAUUGGAGCUGGAAAGGAGCUGACGGUGGCCAGACCUGCGGGGGUCACAGGCGUUGGCCAGAUAACGGACGUCAGCGAACUGAAGAAACUGAUUGCAGAGCUUGAAAAGGAGCUUGCAGAGCUGGAGAAGUGUGGUGAGGAGCUGGAAGAUGAGAUUGAGAUGAAGAGAGAAGCGUAUGUGGAGGAGAUCUUUGAGCUGGAGUGUCGUCUUGAGGAGAUGCGGGGGCAGCAGCAUGAGCUGCAGGUCCAGAUGACGGAACAAUGUGAUGACUACGAGGAGCUGCUGGGUCAGAAGAUGGCCCGGGAAAUCGAGAUCGCUGCCUACAGGGGUUUGGUGGAAGAGGAGGAUGAGAGGCUUUGCUACCUGUGAGAGGAACUGAUGCAGACCAGACCAACCAACCUGCUUUCGGCGAUGGAUAUCCUCCCAUACAGAUUUCAUGCGUUGCCAAAACACAACAGACCUAAGUCGGCCAUUAGAGAUCACAUGAAGCUAACCGCCACACAACCAUUUGAGCAGAUAUAAAAGUAUCAUGACAGAUUAACGAGGUCUGGAGGGCGUGCCAGGGCCAUUGAUAACAGGUCACUGGCAGGUGACCCCUGUCCUAUAAGAAAGAUGAAGUUGUCUAACAUUGUGGUGGAGGGGGAUGGGACUGGAUAGAGUGUGUAUUCAGUGUCUGUGAAAUUUCCUUAAGUGGUCUCUAUCUGUUGUGGCUACAGUCUCUGGAGCUAACUCACUGAUAUGACACACACACACACACACACACACACACACACACACACACACACACACACACACACACACAC
Oncorhynchus gorbuscha (pink salmon) is the source of this 1710-nucleotide messenger RNA. It is a transcript of the gene vimr2, whose product is annotated as vimentin-related 2. The transcript is spliced from 10 exons. Gene Ontology annotation, biological process: skeletal muscle organ development. The record is from RefSeq and is a predicted model, not a curated record. Bases 95 to 1276 code for a protein of 393 amino acids. NCBI's taxonomy places the organism in Eukaryota, Metazoa, Chordata, Actinopteri, Salmoniformes, Salmonidae. Gene Ontology annotation, cellular component: Z disc; sarcolemma; cell-cell junction.